This is a messenger RNA of Ustilago hordei, 1854 nucleotides long. RefSeq lists its product as uncharacterized. The transcript has a single exon. NCBI's taxonomy places the organism in Eukaryota, Fungi, Basidiomycota, Ustilaginomycetes, Ustilaginales, Ustilaginaceae. The record is from RefSeq and is a predicted model, not a curated record. Gene Ontology annotation, biological process: methylation. Gene Ontology annotation, molecular function: nucleic acid binding. Bases 1 to 1854 code for a protein of 617 amino acids. Gene Ontology annotation, cellular component: cytoplasm.
AUGGUGACAUCCUUCCCAUCCGUGGGGGAUCCAGCCUCCAUCGGACCUCUAUACAUUCUACACUUUGCAACGUCGAACCACGCCUUUCGUCUGCCUGACUUUCUCGCUGCCGCCGAAUACCUUCGCAUUCCAUUCGCAUUUGUACCGACACCUGCUAACCCUAUCCUUGAAGAGAGCCGCAAAGCACACGAUACUGCUGAAGAAGCUUCAUCCUCGACGUAUCGACCCGACCUUCGACGACCUUUCGCGCUCGCUCACCUCCCCAACGAUGAGGCGGCUGUCAACCUCCUGCGACGUUGCGUAUCACUCCGCUCCAUUUGGGCCUACUGGUCUCACGGGGGCAAUUACGAAGAAGUUCAUGCACGCAAUCAACAAGAAGCGAGCCAAAAGCUGUGGAAGCCUUACGUAGAGGAAGCAGACUGCCCCUCCUGGAAAGCCCACGUGUUCUCGUACAGCUACACGAUCAGCGACAAGCGUAAAAUCAACAUCAUCCAGAGCUUCAGCUAUAUGGACCUGAAAGGUCGUAUCCAGCUUAAAAAUCCUCACAUGCGAUGGGGUGUCAUGGAGGAGUUUGUCGCACAAGAGCUGUGGCCAGGUCAUCUGCGCGACGUGCACAACAACUUCCCUGGAGCAGGAAAAGAGACGGACAAGGUGGAUGGGAGGGAAGAGUUGGGCGACAAGGAUCCUCGACUGGUUCAGAUCUUUCUCGGCAGACGCAUUGAUGUUAAGGCUGGGUUUCUGUACUCGGAGAAAGCAGCAGCUACUGCACAACGUAAGUCAAGCGAUCCGACGCAGGAAGGUCAGACAGGCCUUGCGAGGAAUUUGAUUGAGAAGCUGAACCUGAAGAAGCGAGUUUACAUCGGGAACACCUCGAUGGAAUCCGAAAUGAGUCUGCUGAUGGCGAGCAUGGCGCUUGCAGGUCCAGGCAAGCUCGUCUACGAUCCCUUUGCUGGUACGGGCUCGAUGCUGUAUGCCAGUGCAGUGUUUGGUGCCAUGGCAUUUGGCAGUGACAUUGACGGCAGGCCGAUGCGUGGAAAGGAGAACAUCGGUGAUUCGAACAGCCAGACGGGCAUUGUCAAGAGUGCAACACAAUACGGCGUGCGAGAUCGCAUCCUUGACACCGUAGUCUUCGACAUGACGCAGAACCCGUGGCGCAAGGACCUUAUGUUCUCGCUUGGCGAUGAAGCAGGCAAGGCAGAGAGAGCGACGCGACCAAAGGGCAUUGUUGAUGGCAUCGUUGCGGACCCGCCUUACGGAGUUCGAGCUGGUGCCAAGCGACUUGGCAAGCGAGACCCGGAAAAGCAACGAACAGAACCGUACUGGAUGCCAAACGGUCUUGGUGCUGGUCAAGGAUGUUGGUCUCACGAGCGAUCGGAUUACAUUCCACCUAGUCGACCAUACCACCUCGAAGAUCUGGUCGAUGAUCUGCUUGAUUAUGCUUAUAGUCUGCUUAGUGAUGGUGGACGUCUUGUCUUUUGGCUUCCUUCGAUGAUCGACCCCGAAGAGGACGGUGAGAAGGAGGCUGAGGAAGGAGGAUACACAAAGUCAUCGGCAGCAAUCGAAAGGUCGGUUAGAGUCGAUCUGCCGCAGCAUCGACGCAAAGCAGGACAGGGACGCAUGCGCAUGAUCCACUACUCGCUGCAAGAUUUUGGACGAUGGGGACGAUGGUUAAUCACGAUGGAGAAGGUGUCGCCUGAGAACGAUGUGGACGACCAAGGUCUGCGCGAGUUGGAAGAGAGGAUGGGAGAUCUUGGCAAGAACAAGACUCUGGAAGGCAAGUACCGUGCCGAUGAAGAUCCACUCGAGUUCCGCAAUCGAUACUACCUUGCACGUGGGCCCAAGACUUGGCAGUGA